Molecule: messenger RNA, 1170 nt
Organism: Dichomitus squalens LYAD-421 SS1
Lineage: Eukaryota; Fungi; Basidiomycota; Agaricomycetes; Polyporales; Polyporaceae
Product: NAD binding Rossmann fold oxidoreductase
Exons: 6
Coding region: 1-1170 (389 amino acids)
Molecular function (GO): nucleotide binding
Source: RefSeq, a predicted model, not a curated record
AUGGCGAUGGUCCUACAGAUGACAACUUUCCUCCAGCAAUAUCUAUAUGCUCAGGUUCAUGAGGCUCCAAAAUCCUCAGACGCCAUCCGGCUAGGCAUUCUUUCAACUGCCAGCAUCAACUCAGCCGCCAUCAUCAAUCCUGCAAAGAGCCAUGGCGGUGUCAUCGUGUCUGCCAUCGCGUCGCGCGACCUCAAGCCUGCACAGGAGACCGCGAAGAAGUACGGCAUACCCAAGGCCUAUGGCUCUUACGAGGAACUCCUGAACGAGCCGGGUAUCGACGCAGUCUAUAUUUCCUUGCCAAAUGGAAUGCACGGAGAGUGGACCAAAAAGGCUCUCAACGCGGGGAAGCACGUUCUUCUCGAGAAGCCAUUCACCGCCAACGCUGAAGAGGCCCGCGAAAUCGUGAAGCUCGCCGUCGAAAAGAACCUCGUCCUUGUCGAGGCGUUCCACUGGCAGUUCCACCCUGCUGCCCACGCAGUGAAAGCGAUCAUCGACAGCGGCAAGUACGGCCAAGUGCUCCGGACCUCCGCGCGCAUGACCUCGCCCGCGGGCAGCAUCCCGCGCAGCGACAUCCGCUGGGAGUACAACCUUGCGGGGGGCUCGCUGAUGGACAUGACGUACGUCGUCUCCUCGACGCGCUACUUCGUCGGGCCCGUCACGACCCCGCGCGAGGUCGCGCACGCGAAGGCGCGCCCGUCGCCGCACGACCCGAAGGUCGACGACGCAAUGGAGGCCACGCUCCGGUUCGACGUGGAAGGGCGCAUGGUCGAGAGCAAGAUCUACAGCGACAUGUGGCGCGCAAACGUGUUCGGGCUCAUCCCGCGGAUUUGGGAGGCGCCGAGCAUCGAGAUCGAGCUGGAGCAUGCAACGAUUUACUUCUACAACUUCAUGAUGCCUCACAUCUACCACUACGUUACCAUCUACGACAAGCGGACAAGAAAGACCACGACCGAGAAGCACUACAGUGGCGGACCAAAGUGGGGCACAAGGGGCGAGGCGUGGUGGAGCACCUACAGGUAUCAGCUGGAGGCGUUCGCGGACGCGGUCCGUGAACAGCAGCCGCCCCACUGGAUUGAGCUCGGCGACAGCAUCGCGCAGAUGGAGACGAUUGACAUGGUCUACGAGAAAUCGGGGUUGGGCAAGCGACAGCCCACGCAGCGGAUGGUUUGA